AUGGAACGAGCGAAUAACGCGUUGAUGGCAAGUUUUCUUCGUCUGGAAAAUGUGGUGAUGAGUGGGAAUACCGAAGAUAUCAAUGCCGUCUUCAACCAGGAUCCAGUGUUCAAGCAUCCAAGAAUCCCGGAAAAGUAUCCUAUCACUUAUUUCUGGCUAUGUUGUAAGUCAAUGUUUUUAAUCCCCCCCCUCCCGAGAUGUCUAAUCCCGACAAAGUAUAUUUUUAGAUAGGCUCGGCGAAAACGGCAGACGAGAGUACUAUUGGGUGUUUUGGACUCGCGGGCAGAUCGAGCGAAACGUCACGUACGGACCCAUUCUGGCCGACAAUCCUAUCGAGAUGUAGGCCUUGACGCAGAAAACACACACAUUCAUCUAAAAUUCAGGCUGGAGAAGCGUCCGGAUUUCCAUAGAAACAUGGUGGACAGUCUGUGGGCUUCGGACGGAGAUUUCCCCACGUAUGAGAGGGAAAUGAUCGAUGAUAACAGCACAAAUCUGACGAUGGAAAUGUUCGAGAACGAUGAAUACUUUAAAGAGUUCACGAAUAACAUGAAACAGGACAAUAACCUGGGGAACUGUAAGCAAAGCAACAACUUUUGAAUUGAGAAAAUUGUUGAAAUUUUUAGGGCGUGAUAGAAUAUUCAAUAUGGUGCUAAAGAAGAGAAUCGAGUACUACCAGGAGGUAAUUAAGACGGGCCUUUCAAAUAAUUGCCUUCAAUCUCAGCGCUAUCGCCUCUCGCGGAAUGAUCACUACUUGAAAAUGGCAGUCUUCUGGAAAUAUCUCGACUGGAAAGUGAUUAGCGACGAGCACUUUUCAGUGAUGAUCAUGUGCUUCUUCAAACAAAUCGACCUGGGCUUCGUCGAUGCCCUUUUCCGUGCUCAUUAUAGCUAA
This is a messenger RNA of Caenorhabditis sp. 36 PRJEB53466, 889 nucleotides long. Lineage: Eukaryota; Metazoa; Nematoda; Chromadorea; Rhabditida; Rhabditidae. The record is from the annotation of a GenBank genome assembly.